AUGGGUCGUAUGCACAGUGCCGGUAAAGGUAUUUCUUCUUCUGCUAUUCCAUACUCUAGAAACGCUCCAGCUUGGUUCAAGUUGUCCUCUGACUCUGUCAUUGAACAAAUUGUCAAGUACGCUAGAAAGGGUUUGACUCCAUCUCAAAUCGGUGUCUUGUUGAGAGAUGCUCACGGUGUUACCCAAGCCCGUGUCAUCACUGGUAACAAGAUUAUGAGAAUCUUGAAAUCUAACGGUUUCGCUCCAGAAAUCCCAGAAGAUUUGUACUAUUUGAUUAAGAAGGCCGUUGCUGUCAGAAAGCAUUUGGAAAGAAACAGAAAGGACAAGGACGCUAAGUUCAGAUUAAUUUUGAUCGAAUCCAGAAUCCACAGAUUGGCCAGAUACUACAGAACCGUCGCUGUCUUGCCACCAAACUGGAAGUACGAAUCCGCUACUGCUUCUGCUUUGGUUAACUAG
This is a messenger RNA of Naumovozyma castellii, 456 nucleotides long. It is a transcript of the gene RPS13, whose product is annotated as 40S ribosomal protein uS15. Bases 1 to 456 code for a protein of 151 amino acids. Lineage: Eukaryota; Fungi; Ascomycota; Saccharomycetes; Saccharomycetales; Saccharomycetaceae. The record is from RefSeq and is a predicted model, not a curated record. The transcript has 2 exons.